Molecule: messenger RNA, 2123 nt
Organism: Cebus imitator (Panamanian white-faced capuchin)
Lineage: Eukaryota; Metazoa; Chordata; Mammalia; Primates; Cebidae
Gene: PAQR5
Product: progestin and adipoQ receptor family member 5
Exons: 9
Coding region: 349-1341 (330 amino acids)
Cellular component (GO): membrane
Molecular function (GO): signaling receptor activity
Source: RefSeq, a predicted model, not a curated record
GGGACCGGCGUGGGUAGGCGCGGCGACCCGCAGGGCCAGGUGCAGCGCCUGCGAGUCCGGGGUCGCCGCGGCCCGGGAGGAGCGUCUGGUCUCGGGCCCGCCUGUGCCGUCCCUGCGCCCUGUCCCCGGGACGCCGAGACCCUCGGAACCCAGGUUUUGCCUUACACAGUCACCCUGUCUUCUGAUCUUGACCUCAGCCAGGACCACCCCCAGCAUGCUAUGGACUUAAGGGGGAAGCAGCACAGCACCAACUAGGCAGAGACGCCCCCAGGCCAUGACAGCUCUUUGAGUGAGGUCUGGUAACAGGGAGGUGCUCUCACCCACUGGCCUGUCUAAUCCAGCUCCAAGAUGCUGAGCCUGAAGCUCCCCAGGCUGUUUAGCAUAGACCAGAUGCCCCAGGUGUUCCAUGAGCAAGGCAUCCUGUUUGGCUACCGUCAUCCACAGAGUUCUGCCAUGGCCUGCAUCCUCAGUCUUUUCCAAAUGACCAAUGAGACUCUCAACAUUUGGACUCACUUGCUGCCUUUCUGGUUCUUUGCGUGGAGGUUUGUGACUGCACUGUACGUGACAGACAUCAAGAAUGACAGCUACUCCUGGCCCAUGCUUGUGUACAUGUGCACCAGCUGCGUGUACCCACUCGUGUCCAGCUGUGCACACACCUUCAGCUCUAUGUCCAAGAAUGCCCGUCACAUAUGCUACUUCCUGGACUAUGGCGCUGUCAACCUCUUCAGCCUGGGCUCGGCCAUUGCCUACUCUGCAUACACCUUCCCGGACGCGCUGGUGUGCACCACCUUCCAUGACUACUACGUGGCUCUGGCUGUGCUGAACGCCACCCUCAGCACAGGACUCUCCUGCUACUCCAGGUUUCUUGAAAUCCAGAAGCCCAGACUCUGUAAGGUGAUUCGUGUCCUCGCCUUUGCUUAUCCCUACACCUGGGACUCCCUCCCCAUCUUCUACAGGCUAUUCCUGUUCUCAGGGGAGAGUGCACAGAAUGAAGCCACCUUGUACCACCAGAAGCACGUGAUCAUGACCCUCCUGGCCUCUUUCUUGUACUCUGCGCACCUGCCAGAGCGCCUAGCCCCGGGACGCUUUGACUACAUCGGUCACAGUCACCAGCUGUUUCAUGUGUGUGUGAUCCUGGCCACGCACCUGCAGAUGGAAGCCAUACUUCUGGACAAGACUCUGAGGAAGGAAUGGCUCCUGGCCACCUCCAAGCCCUACUCUUUCUCUCAGAUAGCUGGAGCCAUACUUCUGUGCAUCAUCUUCAGCCUCAGCAACAUAAUUUAUUUCUCUGCUGCUCUGUAUCGGACUCCUGAGCCAGAAUUACAUAAAAAAGAAACAUGAUUCAGACCAUAAGCUUUUCAUGCCAGGUGUCAACAUUAAGCUGCAACACCUUAACCACCAUAAGCCGGAGGUGGUUACAGCUUAUAAUGGCCUAAAAUAUUCAUAACGGUUGGUGUCUUUUGUGUCUUUUGAAUGAAUUCAUUUCAAAAAGGUAUUCAGCUAGAGAACAUUCUCUAAAUGUAUACUGAUUCUGUGUGUGUGAUUUUAAAAGGAGAACAUGGUUCAAGCAAGUCCUUGUUAAAGCAAACUAUUGACAUUUCGUUAAUUUUAAAAUUACUGAAAAUGGGGUUUUUAAUUCUUUUUAAACAAUUGGAUUAAGCAUAUCACCCUGGAGCUUUGCAUUACUCUUUAAAAAGGAAUCUUUCUUCAUUUGAUAAAUUUCAUGUAGCGAAGCUUCUCUCAAGAGCUCUCGCGGUGGCCUGUCAACUACUGUGGGAGAUUGAGCUAGGUCAGUCACUGGGAGGAUCUGUGGAAGGAAGUUGGUCACUGAGAGCCUUGGGGACUGGGAAAACAUUCCAGAAUGAAGAGACCUGUUUGGGGAGGGGUCUUCUUUCCUUCUUCACCUAGUGAAGGGAGAACAGAAGGAGAGUCUUCUCUUCCCACAAGUCCAUUCUGUCUUCAAGGUGCAAGUUCUCAUGUCAUCAUGGAUUUGGAGUUUGUCACUUUUUUUUUUCUUAAAAGUCCACCGUGGGGUGUCAUGUGUUCUGUUAUGCUCUGUUUUCUGGUUGCCAGUUUGAUCUGCAAAGUAUUAUUUGGAGCAGGUAAAACGUGUUAAACUAUAA